UGACGUAGGAGAAGAAGAAAAGGUAAAGAAAAAAGUCAUGAAUAAAGAGACAAAUAGGGGUUGAUUGUCAGGGUGCAUUUGUUACGCGAAAUACAAUGACGGAAAAAUCGAAAGCUUUUCAUUUUUUGUCAGUAAACCGAGAUGAGACCUGACAUGUAAUGAGAUGUGUAAUUUUGAGUACAUCUAAAAAAUUUGAUUAAAAAAAAAACACCGAUGAUCAGUAAUAAUAAAUGUUAAGAACCGUGAAACACAGAAAAAACCCAUAAAAAAUUAAUUACGAUCUACGAAAACCAGGAGAAACAAAACGAUCUUCUGUAACAGUGAUAUUUAUUUGAUGAAAUUAAGGUUUUGAUUUUCUAUGGAUUGUGAACGACCGAUGAGGAAUAUAUAUCUACACAUGCGACAUACGUAAAAGUGAUUUCUUCGCAAAUAUCGUUACACGUAAAAAAAAAAAAACGCAUUUAUUUGUGAUUCGGUUUUUUCAUAAAUAUAAAUUGAUUUUCAGCAAGACGAAUCAAAAGCCGUUAACAUAUAAAAUAAUAUAUCAAUUGAGUGAAGAUUUUCCAUCAGUUUGAAGCGAGUAAAAAAGAAAAAUAUUUCAAUUAAUGGAAUUGUGCGAAUUGCGGUUCCAAAAAUCUGUGUCAUUCUUGUUGAUCAAUUUUUCUGUUCCUUUCUCGAAUUACUUUCUACUGUCGCAGAUUCAUUUUCUUUCAAUUAUUUAUACAAGUGAUUCUAUGGUAUAACAGCUAGUGCGCACUGGUGUAUAAGUUAAAGCUCCUGAAACAGAAAAAUCAAAAAGCACACAACAGAUUAACAAAUUACAAAAAACGAAGCGAAUACGAAACAAUUAAUAAUUGAAGGACAAAACAGUGUGUAGAAUGAAAAUUUUGUAAUGGCGUGUAUUGUCGUUACUUGUGUCCCGCAUUGAAAAUAAGAGAGGGGAGAAAAAAAAGUCGAAACGAAAAAAUACCGAUAGACGACCGAACCUUGUAAAGCUAUCUACGACUCUAGUAUAUGAUCUGCAGAAGACUCUGCGUGGCACCCAACAGCUAACGAUCAUAAACGGGAAAGGGAAAUAAAUUGUAUUACCCAAGGAUCAAAGGAUACUACGGCAGCAUCCAGAGACCGCCUGUGAACGGGGGGGCGGGGGGAUGCGGAGGAGGGAGCCAUGCCGCCCGGGCGAGCUUGCUUUGAGCCCCCCACGAUUCUUGCGCUACCCCCGGUGGUUCCCUGUUACUCGGAAAUACUGAACCACCAGCUAUAAGGUGAGGAACUGUGGAUCGGAGGGCAUCCCCUCGGCCCCAGGAGUGGCCCAGGGGUUACCCUGGGGACCCCGUAACGAGCCCUGAACUUCAGGUGGCUCGUACAAGGCGGCAUCAGGAGCUAUGAACGCCAGCGUCAACGUCGAGAGGAACUCCUGGCGGCUACCUCCCGACGAGACCGUCCAGGUCGCCGAUCCCCGGUCAAAGUCUGCCCAGGUAAAAGAGGACCUCACUUACGGCGAGGGUGGACACAACUGGAGAAGCAUCGUGUUCUCUUUAUUGGUAAUCGGCUUCGUCAUAGCGGGCAUCGUCACCGCCAUAUACCUCCUCGGGUACGUCGACGAGCUCCUUUAUUGGAGCGGUAAGCGCCUGACCCUGGAAGAGUGUCUCCGGGGAGAUUUGACGCCGCAUCGACUUCCGCCGGCCUGGUUGUCCCACGACAAGUUCGUAUUCCAAGCAGACGACGGUUCCCUCGCUUUACUCGACACUUCGAACAACUCCGUAUCUCUACUAGUUUCAAAUCACACCCUCAGGCAGCUCAAUGUUCAAGGGUACCAAUGCAGCUCGGAUCUUCGCUAUGUGCUUUUCAAGCACAAUGUCAAACCGGUGUUUCGGCACAGUUUCACCGCACACUACACGGUCUACGACGUCACCAACGAUCACCACACACCGCUCCGACUUCACGCGUCUCCCAGAGUGCAACAGACGAGGUUGCAGUUUGCCGCCUGGUUGGGAAACACCACGUCUCUGAUAAUGAUAUCGGAGAACGACAUCUGGCUGAGGGCGGCUCCUUCGGCCGGAGAAGACACCCGGCUCACGGACACCGGAAUUCCCGGCGUCGUCUACAACGGUAUACCGGACUGGCUCUACCAAGAAGAAGUUCUACCAAGACCGGAAGUCGUAUGGCCGAGCCACGACGGUUCCCACAUCCUGUUCGCCUCGUUCAACGACACGAGGGUGUCGGCCUUCCAAUUCCCCUGGUUCGGACCGCCGGUGGGGCAAGACGGCAUCGACGCCGGUCCUCUGAUUUCCUCUACACAGGGCACCUUCCCUCCUUCGAGAUCCGUACGAUAUCCCACGCCUGGUUCACCGAACCCCGAAGUCGACCUCUGGCUGGUUGACCUUUCGAACGCCACGGGCGGUAACGCUACCAACGCGACGGCACCGAGGACCAGGCUGAAACCACCCCCGAUAUUCGACGGACAGGAUUACUACCUCAUAUCAGCCGGCUGGGUGGGCGACGACGCCACGCAAAUAUCCGUCGUAUGGAUGACGAGGUCCCAGAAUCUCUCCGUUGUCUCGGGGUGUCGAGCGCCUAACUGGGACUGCGAAGAAACGCACUCGGAGAGGGCACCGGAAGGUCAGUGGCUCGACGCCCAGCCGCAUCCGGUGUUUGCUCCGGAUGGCGACAGUUUCCUUCUACUGGCGGCCGUACAAGAAGGCGGACAGGAACAUUUCACCCACAUAAAACACGUCACGCUCGCCCAGCAGAGGAUAGCGGUCCUCUCGCACGGACGUUACGAGGUCAGCGAGAUUCUCGCGUGGGACACCCAGGCACACCUCGUCUACUACCUCGGAACGAGGGAAUUAAAACCUGGACAGAGGCAUCUCUACGUAGUCCGCGACCCCACGACGGACGACCCGAGGCGUUUGGAGCCACUUUGCGUAACGUGUGACCUGGGUGGCGUUCUUUGGAGCAGCAGAUUCUACUACACGAACUGCACCCACUUCAGCGCCUCGGUAAGCCCUCUUUCCGAGAGUGGAGGGCAGGGGUUCUACGUUUUGCAUUGCGAAGGGCCUGGACUUCCGUUGGCCGGCGUACAUUCUGUAACGACACACAAAAUGGUUCGCGUGUUGUACGACACGAGGCUUCAAAGGGCCGACAAACUUUCACAACUCGCUCUACCGACCCGGAGGAGUUUUGAGAUUCCGCUUCCUCAGGGUUGGAGAGCUCAAGUUCAGCUUCUUCUGCCACCUUCGUGGCGCGAGGAAUUGAGAGACGCCGCAUUUCCAGUACUAGUCGAAGUAAACGGUCGUCCCGGAAGCGAAGCGGUCACAGACAAAUUCCGAAUAGACUGGGGCACUUACAUGUCGAGUCACAACGACGUCGUCUACGUUAGACUGGACGUUCGGGGUGCCAGGGGUCAAGGGAAACGGGCUCUCUUCCGAAGAAUCGGAGGCGUCGAGGUCCAAGACCAGCUGACCGUUCUUAGGCACCUUCUGGACACCCUAAAAUAUCUCGACGAAACGAGGGUAGGCGUAUGGGGCUGGGGAUACGGUGGAUACGUGACCGCCAUGGUCCUCGGGAGCCAACAAAAUGUCUUCAAAUGCGGAGUCGCCGUGAGCCCUAUAGCGGACUGGCUCUACUACAAUUCGGCAUUCACGGAGCGUGUUCUCGGUGCUCCUUCGGAAAAUUACAAGGGCUACGUGGAGGCCGAUUUAACGCAGAGAGCGCGACUGGUACCUAGCCAUAGAUUAUAUCUUCUCCACGGUCUCGCCGAUCUCACAGCACCCUACACACACGGGGUGGCGUUUGCCAAGGCCUUGUCGGACGCAGGCGUGAUCUUCAGGUAUCAGAGCUACGCCGACGAAGAUCACUCUCUGACGGGUGUCAUCGAGCACGCCUACCGUUCGAUGGAGGACUUCCUCUCCGAGUGCCUCGCCCUGGAUCCCUCCUAGUGCCUGAACCGGCUCACCUUGCUUUGACGACCUGUCUAAUUAAUACCGGUCGCGUAUGAUUCCAGGCCUAUUAGAAAAGAAACGGAAACAACAAGCGAAAGGAAAUUUAUUAAAUAAUUGAAUUUAAACAAUCUAUAAAUCAAAAAUAAUAAAAUCACGCUACUACGUA
Molecule: messenger RNA, 4110 nt
Organism: Athalia rosae (coleseed sawfly)
Lineage: Eukaryota; Metazoa; Arthropoda; Insecta; Hymenoptera; Athaliidae
Product: inactive dipeptidyl peptidase 10
Exons: 13
Coding region: 1386-3941 (851 amino acids)
Biological process (GO): proteolysis
Molecular function (GO): serine-type peptidase activity; dipeptidyl-peptidase activity
Source: RefSeq, a predicted model, not a curated record